UGUGUAUGUAUGCUUGUUUUUAGGUUCAUAUGUGUGUGUGUCUUAUUGAUUUUAAAGAGCUACAAAAACAGCCGCAACUUUCCGAACUGUAGUUUUGAUGGGGAAGGUGGUGGAGUGGGGUAACUAGCUCUUUCCUCAGACAGGUCUUGUCCGAUGACCUCUCUUCCUUCUCUCGCUCUGGGCUAAUUUCAGCGACAGUUGCCAGCAAUUAGGUUGGAUCCGAGAGGGUGGAAGAAAGGGCAGGCCAGAGCAAUAUGACGAUGAUUGCGAGAAAGCAAAGAAACACAAUUUCUUGCCCAGAGGUGGGAAGGGGGAAAUCAGUUGUAGAAGUAUAACGGACGUUGGCGCCUCUGUCAAAUCAAUACCUUGUGCAGUUCAAGAUCUGACCUAUAAAUAUUCGCGGAGAAUUGAGGAUGUUCCUAUCUCAAUGUCACUUGUCACUGUACAGUGAAAUCCCUUAAAUAAUAUCCAAAUUAUCUAGUGAAAAUGUUUCAGGGUGUGAUCGACAUCUCUUAACAGGUUCUACCGUUUCAUUCGAUUCGAUGCGAAUUUCCUACCAGCUCCUCAGCUCAGUUGAGUGUGUGUGUGUGUGUCUGUGUAAGGCUUCACAACUUUCCUCAGCAACCGCCAAACUUACGAAAUUCUUGGCUACCAGCAGAAAAAGCACAAGCUCAAGCACCUCACCACAGCCGCUCUAAAGCCUGCGACUGCUCUAAAUCCCCCUCCAGGCAUAUCCCCCCCCCCCCCCCCCCCCCCCCUCCCACCCGUGCCCUCACCCAACACACUGUCGCCGACCGUUGUGCACAUAAAAACGGCAAAGGCAACGAAGAAAACGAAAAUUUAACGACUGCGCAACGUGACGCAUUAUUUGUCUGGCUUGGUCUGUACGGCCGGACUGGCCUGGCCUCCGUCUGCUGCAAAAGCUAGCUGCCGCCAGAAAUUGCUUUUGCCCGCUGGAAUACAUACAUAUGUACAUAUAGCCAGCCAGGCCGCCUGCCUGCCCUCCGCAACCACACUCUCUGCCACCUCACGGUCCUAGUCCCAUUCCUGAUCUCAGUCUCCCCAACCUCUCUGUCUCCUCUCCAUGCUUCGCCUCCUGCUGCUGCCGUUUUUAGUAUUUCGCACUCUGUGCACGGCAACGUCGACUGCCAGGCAACGCCAACGACGGCGGCUGCAAACAUUUUUGCAUGACUGACUGAAAGCCGCCUGCGCCUUAGUCACUUACACAAGCACACACAAAUGCACGGGCCAGACCAGACGCUGACGCUGGCGAGGAGUGAUGGUGCUGAAGUGUGAGGCGGAGGAAGGCAGUAAUGGUUGUGGACGGUGAGGAGGCGGGGUAGAGUAACUGUUGGCUGGUCUUGGUCGUCGUCUCGGUCUCCGUCUGUCUCUGGUCUGGCGUGUUUAUAAUUUGAUUUCGCUUCUCUUCGCUUGCUUGCUUGCUCUCUGCCAGGCUUUUUCGAUGGAUGGCAAUGGAGAGCAGAGCAGCAUUUCCUGUCGCUCAUCUCUAAUUGGCUAGGCCUACGAAGGAAUCUAAAUGAAGUCAUUGUGUUGUGUCUUCACACAACUGCCAUUAGCUGCACUCACAGUACCAUAUCCAUAAUCUUGAUAGUUGGACAAAUGCCAAGCGGCUGGAUUACAGCAAAAAUAUUCUUCAUACCCAAAGCAUACCUAACUCCUAAAAACUUGUCGCCAAAACUAUCCAAAACCUUUGAGGGUUAAGAAAAUCAAUCUAUGAUAGAUUAUCUACCGCUCAAGUAAAUCCUCAUAAGCUGCCAUCGUUAUUGGCAGCCCUUCUUGAUAUGCAAGUCGCUUUUAACAAUUAUUCGGCGAAGCCUAUCCACUUAUUUAAACUGUCAGGGAAUACAUACAAUGUAUUCAGGAGUAAGGACAUGCGGACACUGUAGCCGAACACUGCAAUUGCUACAGAUCUGCACUCAAUAACGAAUCUUCUUUAUAUCGGGUAUGGUGCCAAGAAUAGCUGAAAGUGCAAGAAACCGACAAGAUUAUUUAUGACGAUCCAGAAACAUAAAGAUAUCGGCAAAGAUUUGUGAGCAGGACGAGCAUUCCUGCUGCGAUAGUGAUAGUAAGGAGAUACAAUGUGUUUUGGCCAUGGCUAUGAGUGGAAGCGGUAGCACUCAGAUCGGUGCGAAGCAGUGAGUGGGGCGGAGAGAGAGAGAGAGAGAGAGCGAGAGAGCUAUCUGAGUUGAUGGGAAUGGUGGCAGUGUGUGUUUGUGUGCUAUUGAAAUAAACAUGCAUUUAUUCGUUGGCCUACACAAGUGAAAAAAAACAAAAAAAAAAAACAAAAAGUGUAUUGAAAGAGAGAGUGAGAAUCGUUGUACGGAGGACGCGCAAAGAUGGCGCCAAAAAAAUCAACAAUUGUGCUUAAUGUGGAGCAAUUCAUUCACGACAUCGAGGAGCGGCCGGCCAUAUGGAAUCGCAAUUUCCACUGCAACAAGGCGUUCCUCGAGCAGAUGUGGGACGAGUUGAGCGGAGCGCACAAGCUGCCGAAGAUUGUGCUCAAGGCCAAGUGGAAGGGGCUGCGCGACAACUUUAGGGUGGAGUACAAGCGGAUACCGCGUGCCGACAACGGCGACUUCCUGGUAGAUCCGGCCACCUUCGAGUCCAAGUGGCUGCACUACUACGCCCUGCUUUUCCUAACUGAUCACAUGCGUCAUCGCCUGCCCAAAAACGAGCAGGAUCAGUCCUUCUACUUUAACCAGCAGAGCGAGGACUGCGAGAAGACUGUAGUGGAGCCAGACCUGACGAACGGCCUUAUACGAAGACUGCAGGACAGCGACGAGGACUACGACGAGGAUGAUAUGGAGGGCGAGGCAGAUGGCGAUGACAGUGAGGUCACCCUAGAGGAUGCCAUACCCACGCCUCCAGCCGCCCACCAGACAAACCAAGUGAGCACCACGCCGCUUGCCACGGGCGUCCUGAGGGCCCAGGAGGAGGCCCAUCAACAUGCCCUGUUCAAGGCAGGCCUUCUGCGCGCCCAGCUUAUGGAGCUGGAGAAGGAGGCGGAGGACCUGAGCAAGAAGCCGCACCCGUUUCAGGCAGAGGCUGUACAGACACUAAUGGAAACACCAUCCGCCAACUGCUCCCCGCCGCCGAUGGUAACCACAACCUCAUCCCAAGUGGCGCAGUACGGAUCAGAUGCUAUCCUCGCUCCGGCCUCGACCACGUCCACGUCCGCCUCCUCGGUCUCCAGCAAUGUGGGGACUCUGGUCGCCAAGCGCUCGGUAUCCCCGCCGCCGCUGUACAACAAGGCCCACCAUCCGGUGACCACAAUCGCUGCAGGGCAUCACACGUCCAAGGACCCCAGCGAUGACUUUUCGACAGCCCCAGCAGGCGGGGCGAGUGGCGAACACCUCAGCUUCAACCAGCACUCCUAUGCCAAUGGGCUGAUACCCGCGCUAAAGUUGAAGCGACCUCGUCUAUCCGAGGACAGCAACUUCAAUGGCUCGUCGACGAUGGAUGGGUCUCUGGUGCCAGAGGACGACGACUACCACUACUUGCUCAGUCUGCAUCCGUACAUGAAGCAGCUGACGGCUGCACAGAAGCUGCGCAUACGCACCAAGAUACAAAAGCUUAUUUUCAAGGAGCUCUACAAAGAGGAUCUCGAGGAGUCAAAGUAGGGCUUCUCCCCUGCUCCUCCCUAGACUCGCGUAACGCCCGCAAUAAGACUGUACAUACACACACUCCCCCUCUUCCUCGUAGAGUAGCCGUAAGCAUUUAGUCUUAGACCGUACUUGUCCAUGCCAUGCCACUUGAUUGACUUCUAGUUGAGCGCCACUCACCAGGGAUUCAUCCCGGGGAUGCGCCAUUUACGCUUAAGCUCAAAUACCUUGAAAAUAAACUGUUAACACUACAAAGUGUAAACAUUA
Drosophila guanche is the source of this 3890-nucleotide messenger RNA. RefSeq names its product CTP synthase (gene Ctps). Gene Ontology annotation, biological process: CTP biosynthetic process; pyrimidine nucleobase biosynthetic process; regulation of transcription by RNA polymerase II. The transcript is spliced from 3 exons. Bases 2358 to 3641 code for a protein of 427 amino acids. The record is from RefSeq and is a predicted model, not a curated record. Gene Ontology annotation, cellular component: nucleus; cytoophidium; transcription regulator complex. Gene Ontology annotation, molecular function: CTP synthase activity; identical protein binding; DNA binding. Lineage: Eukaryota; Metazoa; Arthropoda; Insecta; Diptera; Drosophilidae.